Messenger RNA from Spirometra erinaceieuropaei, 9817 nucleotides. Lineage: Eukaryota; Metazoa; Platyhelminthes; Cestoda; Diphyllobothriidea; Diphyllobothriidae. The record is from the annotation of a GenBank genome assembly.
AUGGACCAACUCAUGGCGCUAUUUCAGGAGAUGUGGCAGCGUGGACAAGUUUCUCAGAACUUCAAGGCCGCAACCCCUGUUCAUCUCCACAAACGCAAAGACAACCGGCAAGUCUGCCAUCCCACUGUUCAGCAUCGCCGGUAAGAUCUUCGUCCGCAUCAGUCGUCACAGCAGACACCUCAGGCAAGGACUCCUGCCGGAAAGCCAAUGUGGUUUCCGACGACACCCUUCUUCUCUAACAGUUCGGCAUGCGCCGGCUAUGUUAGGAUCAGCAAACCAUGGCAUUCGCAGCCUUCUAUGCGCUGACAGUUCCUCGACACCUGGUUCUCCGCCGGUAGAUGCGUUUUCGCUCCCGCUGGGUAUGCAGGUCGUAAGAAUGGCUGUCCAUUAAUCCUCCUCCUUCCGACCUGUCGUGGUGUUGUUGGUGUUGAUUGAAGUCCAGGUCAGCUGUUGUGUGGAUCAUGGGUGUGUGUGGAGUGGAGCGCCAAGGUGCGGACUCGUCCGUGCCACCCACCUGUGCUUUCUCCGCGUUCGGGCUUCUUGGCUCUGCCUUGACACCGGGCACAUGUGGGGGGGAAGGAGCGAGCUCGGUAGACGCUGCGCAAUCCUACACACAGUAUAAACUAAUUCACACGCAAUUCACCUUGCUGUGGGGUACAUGGAGGUUAUCGUCGAAUGUGACGGUGUAACUGCCGCCAUAUGCACAGAUAUGUGAGAAGGUAAGGCGAUCACAGUAACCAUUAAUUUCUUGGCCUGACGUUUCCAAAGCAAACAAGCUUUCAUCAUCUGAGGUGGGUUGCGUACAGCACGUCACAGCAUUUAUUGGUUUUUCUUCGUGCUGGCGUGUCACCGACUUCCAGCGCGUUGCAUAGCGGGGUUGGUGACUGUUGUCAUGGUGGCAUUGACUCCUUCUCAUCCUUUGUCGGAUGUGUGGAGGGGGACGGCGUCGGCGUGCUCGCGGCCAUCGGCUCUUGUUUGCAUUGCCCGUUGUUCGCCCUCCACGUAUCUCGCUUUCCUGUCCCGUUCACACCUGACAGUAUCCGCGUGGACAGUUUUUGUCUCGCCGGCGUUGACGUCGGGCUGGGGGUCCCUGUCACUGUCGCUUGUUCUCGCCUGCGUUCAGACCCAGUAGGCGGUCUCCUGCGUUUGCGUUCGCCGCUGGUUGUUCCCUGUUUUCGUCCGUUUCCGAUGCCCGUCUGGGUUUGACUAGCGCCGUCUCUGGCCUGACGUCUCGCCCGUAGUCCUGCUUACUAAACUGCGCCUCUAGGGUUUAGUAGGCUGUCGGCAGAGCUACACGGCGGUCAGUCGAGGUAGUUGUCGUGUGCGAGGUUUCGAGCGUCUCCCUGACCGUUUGGUCGUCCCCUUCGCCCAAGACUUUGGCGUCUUAAAAGGCGAAGGCGUGGCCAGAAGCUGCACAGUGUUUCACCACCAACAAGAGCUGAUCAGUUCUUCGUAUCACGCUUUCGCGCUCGCACAGGCGGGUCUGCAAUCCUUUCCUGUCUCUCCAACGUACUUCGCUUCGCAGGAACUGCACUGGAUCCGGUGGAUGACGCUGGCCGUUUCAUCUCGUGGCAGAGGCGUUUUUGGGCUCAUUACUAGAUGUCUAAUUGUUUAUUGAGAUAUUUGGACGAUGCCGAUACCUAAUGAUUGCAAGAUACGAGCAAAUGCCUUGGAAACGUUCGCAAUAUAUGGCAGCGCACGCCAGACUUUCGUUUUAUUCGCCGUUAGCAUUAUAGCUGGUCUGGACAGUCUUCUGCUUUCUAUAAAGCUGCGGGGAUAACCGCUGGAAAACAAGAUCCGCCGUAGAUAGUGGAGUUAGGACACUUUGUCGGCCGUUUCGCUGCAAUGGCUGUCAACCCUCUUGCAGAGAGAUCGCACACAGUUUCGUUUGUGACACAACGGGUGACUCCUGUGAUAUGAUAGGUCUUUCCGAAUGUUGGUGACCUUUCUGUAGAUCGUUGUUUUCAGGCCCCCGUUGAUCUUGCAAUGAACCAGAACGUUUAGGAUGACAAUCCGAUUGUUUUUCUCUGUCUCACUGAUGAACUGAAUACCAGGAAAUAAAGAGUUCAGUAACACCUGGAAUUUUGACACUAUUUCCCGUUUGAGAACGACGAAAGUAUCGUCCACAUACCGCGACCAAAACUUUGUCUUGUAUGUUGCGAACACCAACGCAUCUAACCUUUGAAAAGCCGCCUCAGUGAUGAAACCGGAUAGCAGUGAGCCCAUCGGCGCACCCUUUAUUUGCUCGUGACCAGUCCCUUCAAUCUUGAAGAACGUUUGGAGGCAGUAUUUGAGCGAAUGGGAUUAGAAGGGCCUAACGUUAUUGUAAGCAUGCACUUUAAUAGAUUUUUCUUACAACGCACAUAUUUCAACAGUACGACGUUCUGAUAUAAAUGUCCUGGCCUAACGAAAAUUUAGCUAAUGUUAGUACAUUUGAUGAAGGGAUUUUUUCAACUUAAUGAAAAAUAGCAAUUAAAGCACUCCACUAUUCACAAGCUAUCCACUUUUGAUUGUAUCCGCAUGAAAAACAUACCACUUUGAUAUUUAUUAGUUGUUUAGGAGGGGAGAGAUCGCGCUUUAGAACAGUAUGCAAUAAUUCGAAAUUUCCAUGUUUGCCAAAAAUUGAUGGCAGGUCGCGGUUUAUUGAGAAAACACUGAUUUUCCGGAAGUUGCAGCUGACUUGGAGCUAAAAUUCGAGUCAGUAUAAAAUCGGAUGCGUCCAAGACGUUAUCCCUCACCAAAUGCUGCACUGAGGCUCAGGGUUCCAGCAACUAGGAAUAACUUAUGAAGAUUUAUUGUUCACACUCUUCCCCCACCAUUUAAUUCUUGGGCGUAUCAAAGGAGGAGUUUUCGCAUGGCACUUAUUACUCACUUGGAAAAGCAUCGUUACGAAGGCGUCUUCUGAGUUUGCCGUGUUGUUAGCAUGCGUCGUGUAAUGCAUACUGAUGUCACAUUUAUUCGUUACAACAGGCAUUUCUUAAACAAUGGUAAAGUGUUGACAUCGAGACUAUGAAACUCGUGAUUCUAUGACUUUGGUCAGGUUGGCGUUGGAAGGCAAAACAUAAAUAUCGCUGUCAUUUACUUCGCCAAGUUGUUCACGCAAUAAUAUUUCUCAUAUUCCACUGCGUCAUCAGCAAAAUAUACGUAAUCUGCUUAUUAAAGAACGUAAAAUCAGGACUAUCGGAGGAUGGAUCGGGCAGUGUGUUGAAGCAGCCCUUCUGCCAGUGUCGCAUACGCACUAUCCAUGCUCGAUAUACCAGGCUUUUACAGAGGUAGCGGUUCGGAUCCCAUCUGAGUGGGAGUCAUUGCCGUCUGACCCUCUAUCCUGAGAGAAGGACCGAGUUAUCUCUUCAUUUGAAAGCCUCUUUGUGCGCACCAUCAAAGUUUAAAAGCGCUUCAGAUUGUUAACAGUUGGGAAGGUGCACUGAGUGCCGUGGGAGCAAAUCCACAGAGUCAACCUCGUUCUCCCUGCUCUCUCUCAAGCACCAGUCCACUUCCCGAUCUAGUAAGUCAUCUGAUGUGAGAAUUUGGCGCAAAUGGCUGACUGAGAUAGAGAGCCAGUCUGCGCGUGCAAAACUCGACCCGGUCACAGCACAAUACACCACGUUUUUACACAAAUGGCGUAGGCGGCCCGGAUAUGGCAUGCGGGAGCAUGCCACGGUGUCCAUGCUAAGAGGGAGCCUACAAACACGCUUUACGCUUACGGGAAAGGCGCCUCUUCCAUGCCCGUGUUGGGUGAGGUGGGGCGAGUUCGUGUGUGAAGUAUGAGCUGGUAGGGAAAUGUGUGAGUGCUGAGGCUUGGUACUGGUUCACCGGUCUCGUUGCGAUGAGUUCUUAGGUGAUCCACCGGGGCUCUGCGGGAUGUAAAGGUGUGAUGGCAAUGAGGACGGGUCGGAAUCGAGUCUGCAAUGCUGACGGUGGGGGGAGGGAAGAGCUGGUUGUGUCGUGUCAGUUUAGAUUGUAGGGAGAUUCUGGCUACUAUGGCCUUCAGGUCCGGCGAUACGGAAAGGUUAUAUCAAGCCCCCGCGGAACUGCCGAAGCCUUUGCAAAAGCAGUCUUCAUCGAAAACCGACAAUGCCCGCUUGAUAACGUAUAGCAUUGAAGUUGCGGCCUUAGCCGCCUCACAACACUGCAUAGAGGGCUUUAGGCUGUCUGCAACCCAGGCUCCGAUAUCCUUCCGCGUUUCUGCUUCUCGGAGUGGCAUUCCGUUCAGGAGGGUAUUGUCGCGCACCAGGGGUCUGAUUUCCGCAUUGCAGUAUGGUACAUUUGUUCAAAUUGAAGGACAAGAGCCAUCUGAGGGACCAUUUGUCCAAUCGACAAAGAUUUUCCUGAUAGUUGGUCUCGUCGGCAGCAUUCUGGAUGGCUUUCCAGAUUUUUAUGUCAUCAGCAAACAUGGCACUAUCACAGUCCAACCCAUCUACACAAUCACUGAUGAACAAGAGAAAGAAGGUUGGUCCGAGCACUGAGCCCUGUGGACUCUACUCUCUAUGAAUAUGCACAUUGAUUGCUGCUGUCCUAUGCAGACUACUUGGGAACGGCCAUCGAGGAAAUUCUCGAUCCAUUUGAUAAGUUUGCCGCCGACGCCCAUGACUCUCAACUUGUACAGGAGAUGCUGGUGCGGAACACUGUCGGACGCCUUCCGGAAACCUAUAUAGGCCACAUGCACGGUAUUUUUUGCGUCCAGUGCUCUUGUCAAACUUUGCAUUAUGUAAAGUAAGUUCGUUGCACAUGAUCUUCCCCUACGAAAACCGCAUUGUGCAUUGGAGAAGAGGCUGUUGGUUUCCAUAUAAGCCAUCAACUCCUUUUUUAUGGUUUUCUCCAUCACUUUGCAGCAGACUGAUGUCAAACUAACGAGUCUUUAGUUUGUCGCAAGACCACGACUACCAGUUUUGUUAUGGGUUGUAUUGUAGAUCGUCUUCUAGUCCGUGGGAAGGAUUCGAGCAUCAAAUGACUGCUGGCACAGAAAGGUUAGUGGUCUGUCUGGCUGUCCGGCGAACUCCAAGAGCAGCUUUGCUGAGAUCUCGUUCAGACCGGGAGAUUUACAUUCUUUCCAGUUUCUUAAAUCUUCCAAAAUCGUUUCUUCUUGAAACACAAUAUUUUCAAUGGUCGGCUCUCCCAUGUUCUCAGAACUGGCUGGAAUAAAGUCUGCUUCUCUUGUGAACACAGAUUGGAAAGGCUGAAAAAAUGCACAGGAUUUAUUUGUACUGUCCGAUAUCUCCAGCCGUCACAAUUCCUCAUGACAGGAAGCGGAUUCCUGUUACGGGUACUCUUUCGCAAAUGGCUGUAGAGCAAUUUCGGUUUUUUAACGGCUCAGUGGAGUAAACUAUUCUCGAAAUCCCGUCGCCUCCUUAAAAUCAAGCUCUUCACCUUAUUUCUUUGAACUUUAUAUGCUGUAAACGCUGCGUUGUCGUUGUUUUCGCAAAACUUCUUCCACAGCCUUCCUUUCUUGUUGAUCUCCUUCUUGAGGUCUCGCGUUAGCCACUAAGAUCGGUUGAGUAUCCUAGGCUUUGACGAGAGUCAGUGGCUCCUCAUUAGAUGCAGCAACCGAUCCUUGAAUAACUUCCAGUCCUCGUUAACGUUUCCGGAUAAGAAAACAUCCCAGUCUAUUUGUAAUGCCUGAGUUUUGCAAAAUGAGCACUGAGACAUCAAAAAUAGACUAGUAUGUUCUUUUAUCCGGAAAUGUUAACGAGGAUUGGAAUUUAUUCAAGGAUCGGUUGCUGCAUCUAAUGAGGAGCCACUGACUCUCGUCAAAGCCUAGGAUACUCAACCGAUCUUAGUGGCUAACGCGAGACCUCAAGAAGGAGAUCAACAAGAAAGGAAGGCUGUGGAAGAAGUUUUGCGAAAACAACGACAACGCAGCGUUUACAGCAUAUAAAGUUCAAAGAAAUAAGGUGAAGAGCUUGAUUUUAAGGAGGCGACGGGAUUUCGAGAAUAGUUUACUCCAUUGAGCCGUUAAAAAUCCGAAAUUGUUUUAGUUUUAUCAAGGGAAAUAUUGGCGAACGACUUUGAACUCCCUAUUUGUGACAGAUGGUCUGAGAAAAGCAUCGAUUAGUGGAAAUUUGAAAAAGAGAGUUUGCACAUAAUUGCAUACGAAAGGCAGGCAGCUGUCAUCCAAAUGAAAAAGGCAAACCUGGACGGUUAACCACCCAUUGUGAGUAGCAUAAAUAUGUAUAAGUUGGGUAAGGAGUUAUGCGAGAGAAUGUGUGAAUGGUAAUUGGGAAGCUUGAUACGCGUCCAGUGUAGGCUUAAAAGAAUCCACACAGGAGGAGAGUAAAAACUAAGUGGGCCGGGAAUUCCACGCUGCAACCACUCCGUUACUGAAAAAGGACUUUCAGCCAUUGAUCCUUGCUUUAUCUUUGCGUAGUUUUAGGUGAUGACCGCGAAGAGUGAGCGUGUUGGUUUGAGUGAAAUAAUCAUCUCGUGCUAAGCAACCGUUUAGGCCGUCUAUAAUGCGGAACGUUAGUAUAAGAUUACCGCGAAGUUGCCUGCAGGAACGGGAAAACAGGUUGAGAGUUGACAGUUUGGUUUAAUAGGGCAGUGCACCCAGACUUUUUGUCAUUUUUGUCGUCUGUGUAUGAACCUUCUCUAAGACGGUGCAGUCCUCGACAGCCCAAGGUCUCCAUGCCUGUAUUGUGUAUGCUUGAUGAGGCCGCAAGAGGGUGCCAAAUAUUUUGGAAAGGCUGUCCUUGUCAAAUCCCAUAAGGGUUCACCUAUUAAGAUGCAAUGUAGCCAUGACCGACUUAGUUGCCUUCGCGCAGUUCAAUGUUGGUUCAGUUGAGGAAGUAAUUCGCACACCCAAGUCCUUCUAACUAUCAAAUUGUUGAAGUUGUGUACCGUGAAGAAAGUAAGUCCUGGGGCUGGAGGCUCUGCAGCUGCCGAGUUUAAGAAAGUCACACUUAUUUGCAUCGAGUAGUAUAAGUCAGCGCUUCGACCAGUCCUCGAGCCGGGUCAGGUUUGUUUGCAGGUAGUCAAUGGCGUUCUCAACUCCUGAACUAUUUUGAACCCAGCCUGCAGUUGCACUUGCGAGCAGAGUUUAAAAACUACACUCUUCAUGCUCUUCGUAUUUGAAAAAUCAUGCAUUCCACAAUGCCAUUAGAAAAGGUCAUGCAGCUAAAAAAUCUUGCAAUGGACGUGGAUCGUGUUGGCUGCCUCAUAGACAACAUUCACAUGUUUGCAAAUAUGCUGGUGUGUGAAUGGACAUUUCGGGGUUUCAAAAAGUCUCAUAAUUGCGACUUUUUAAAAUGUGAAAAUGUCGAAUCUCCCAGUAUAAGAUUCGAAGAUGACGUAGCCUGUUACCCAAAAUCUAUAAAAUAUCAUUGAAGUUAUUCGAAGAAAAAUGAGUUCUUUGGGAAAGUGAACAAAUUUCAUUUCGUAAAUUUUCGACGUCAUCAGACGUGUAGGCAGUGUGAAAAGCAGUUUAAAUUUGAACGUGUCAGAGAAAACUGAUAUUGCUUUGUCAUUACUGACGGUGGGUCAAUCCUGUGGCUAACGUCACUUUUUGACUGGCUAUCACCUUUUCCAUUUUCCUUGAGAUUUAUGUAUAUGGCGUCCAGAUCUAUGAACCGAUUGACGAAGUAAUCAUCAGAGUAAAUGGCCUCUAGAAGUCCCCGGCCUUUCUUAUAUGGGCAGGAACCGUCAGUGUGUGUUUUAUCCCAGGCAAAUUUGUGCCUAGUUUCAAGAGUAAGCAUGGCGACUUGGGAUAAGUUGUCCCGCCUCUUCACCGCCAACUGGUGUUUAUGUAGGCGUGUGGAGGCGAAUUUUCCGGUUUGACCGCAAUAUACUGCAUUACAAGUGCUAUAUGUAAUCUCAUAGACUAUUUAUUUUUUAUUCAAGUAGCCAACCCUAUCCUUAAUGUGAACAAGCUGAUUACGUAGCGUAGUCGUAGGUUUGUGCGCCAGGUGUCUUUCAACGAGUUCAGACACAUUUUUAAUGUAGGAAAACGUUCACCAAUUUUUGCUUUUGAUGUUGGCGCCUGAUCGGAACAAUCUCGUUCCUUAUCUCUUUCCUUUUAUUUCUGCUUUCUCAUGCAUCGUCGUACAAAAUCUCUAGGGUGGCCGUUUUGGGAAAAUAGAUUGAACAAAUAAUUGAGUUCUAAUUUGUACGAUUCGUUCUCAGAGCAGUGUGUCUUUGCUCUAUAAAGUAGGGUGUUAACAGCACUCCGUUUGUGAGCGAUAGGGUGCUUGCUGUCGUAAUGUAGGAUAACUUCCGCAUAAGCUUCUUUGCAGUAUGUGUGGAAUGUUAUGUCAGUUUUUCGCUGUACGAGGACAUCAGAAAAUGGGAGUUUGCUCGCAACUUCUCUUCCGAGCGUGAAAGUGAUUCCCGGUAGUGUUGAGUUGAUAACGUUAUGCAGACUUUUCAGCUGAUCUCUCUUGACGAUGACAAGGGUAUCAUCUACGAAGCGUACCCAUAAUUUGAGAUCAAAUAACGUUACGGUCACCGCCUCUAAUUGUUGCAUUGUGACCUCAGUCAGAAAGCCAGAAAUAGGUGACCCUGGAUGAGCUCCCUUCAGCUGUCGAUAAUAUUCAAGUGCAAACGAGAUGUUUUUUUCCAGACGUAAGUGCAAGAGGUCGAACAAAGCAGAUCCAGUAACAUCGAUGUCGUAGGAUUGUAUUGCUAAAUCGAGUGGUAUGGACGUGAAUAGGGAGACAACAUCGAACGACACCAUUAUCUCAUCCGUACCAGUGGUGAGUCCUCGUAUUUCGUCCAGAAAUUCAAUAGAAUUCUCGAUUGAAUUCUCACAAUCAUUUGUAAAGAGAUGCAGUUUGUGGAAUAGCCAUUUAGAAGUCCUAUAAUUCGAUGCACCGAUUAAUGAUAAUAUCGGUCGCAGUGGCUCGGCGGGUCUGUGAAUAUUCGGUAGUCAAUAAAUUUUGACAAUUGUCGGCUCAGUUUGUCUCGGUGAUUUCGCAAUUUAUCCUGGUACAUAGUUGUUUUUUCCUGCAAGACAUUUCAGUACUUUAUUGAUGGAUGAAAUCUGGGCUUUGGUGCAGUCCAUGGUGAGGGGCAUAUAUAAGUUAAUCUAUAUUUUAACAAUGGUGGCGUGUUACUAUCGUAGUCUGCUUUGUUUAAAGAUGCGGUUGAGGCAUUCGGUAUGUCCACUAGUCUUCCGAACAUAGAGAACUGGAUUGUCUGUCUGUGUGGUCGUGAUAAGUGCUCAGCCCGAAGGCAGAAAUUUAGCAAACGAUUGAUCUGGGACGACGGAUCCUGAGUCAAUGGAGGAUUUAGUCGUCUGUCCAACAAAGAUCCGCUAACCGAAAAUGUUUAAUAACCUGAAGACGGUUGUGUGCCAACCUACUGAAAUACUCGAUGAUUGUGACGAGUCGGAUGAGAGAAUUUAUUGCCUCAAUGAGCAGCGUUGACGGACGACAGAAGGACCGCAUAUUCCAUGUCUGUAGGCUCGCCGGCGAUUGCUAAUUUGUCGUAUCAUCCGGGUCACGAAAUCGCUUUCAGUGGGGGCUGGAAUCGAUGAGGGGUGUCAUCGCUGGACAAUGCGCCAAGCACCAUUGUAAUCUACGGUCCUGUUGGAUAGAAUCUAUAGUCAAACUUGACGAACGUGGCGGGUCGUCACCCUAUUGCCCACUGAACAUGUUGAUUCAAAUUUAGUAGAGAGAGAGUGAGAGAGGGAUGGUGUAGAGAGACUUGUGAGGAGGAGGAGGAGGAGGAGGAGGGGGAGAAGAAGAAGAAGAAGAAGAAGAAGAAGAAGAAGAAGAAGAAGAAGAAGGAAGAGAAGGGGGAGGAGGAGGACUCGGCGGCUGCGGCAGUCAGUGCUACACAAGUCUCAUUUCGUCAGCUACAAACCACCACUGUUCCUCGGGGGUAA